Molecule: messenger RNA, 1504 nt
Organism: Filobasidium floriforme
Lineage: Eukaryota; Fungi; Basidiomycota; Tremellomycetes; Filobasidiales; Filobasidiaceae
Product: acyl-CoA dehydrogenase/oxidase
Exons: 8
Coding region: 102-1478 (458 amino acids)
Molecular function (GO): flavin adenine dinucleotide binding; oxidoreductase activity, acting on the CH-CH group of donors
Source: RefSeq, a predicted model, not a curated record
GGUUAUAGUGGAUCAGCAACACCGAUAUUCAACAACCACAACUUGCACACCAAGUCUUGUAAUUCACCGACUGCUACCACGAACAUACAAAGCACCAUAACAUGUCUACCAACACUUCGUCCCACCCGGUCACCACCUACAUCGGCGAAUCGGCUUGGUCCCUGAUCGAGCCCCGCUUCUCCAGCUUUGCCAAAAAGACUCUUGAGAACCUCAUCGACUUCCUCGAGACCGAGUGCCUCCCGGCCGAACACCUCUACCAUGCGCAGAUCCCUCACGACCCCGUCCAGAGGUGGAAGGUCAUCCCGCCUGUCAUGGAAGAGUUGAAACGCAAGGCCAAGUCGAGAGGCUUGUGGAACUUGUUCUUGAGCAAGCUACAUUACCCGGAGCAUGGUGUGGAUCUUACCAACCUGGAGUACGCCGUCAUGGCCGAGAUCAUGGGUCACGCACCCCUCAUCUGCCCCCAAGCGACCAAUUGUGCGGCCCCAGACACGGGUAACAUGGAAGUCCUCGCCCGUUACGCCAACCCGGAACAACAGAAGAAAUACCUCUUGCCCCUCUUGGAUGGACAGAUCAGGAGCUCGUUCGCCAUGACCGAGUUUGGGGUCGCCAGUUCGGACGCGACCAAUCUGGCCACCAAGAUCGAGAGGAAGAAUGGAGAGGUCAUCGUAACCGGCAGGAAAUGGUGGAUCUCAGGUGCAGGUGACCCUAGGAAUGCUAUCCAUAUCCUCAUCGGUCUCUCGGACCCUGAGAACCCAAACCCUCACAAACGGUUCACGAUCGUCUUGAUCCCGGCCGACCACCCUAGCGUCAAGGUUGUCCGCCCGAUGCAAGUGUUUGGAUACGACGACGCUCCCGAAGGACACUGUGAGGUCUUGUACGACCAUGUCAGGCUAAACGAGAAAGAAUGUCUGGUCGGAGGUUGGGGACGCGGAUUCGAGAUCAUUCAAGGCCGACUCGGGCCCGGUCGAAUUCACCACUGCAUGCGAUCGAUCGGAACGGCGGAGCGCGCCCUGAACAUGAUGCUCGAACGGGUAUCCGACCCCAAGCGAAAGACAUUUGGCAAGCUGCUCAAGGAACACGGGACGAUUGUCGGAGAUAUCGCCAAGUCUAGGUCGGAGAUCGAUGCAGCGAGGCUGUUGGUCUUGACCGCGGCGCAUCGGAUCGAUAUCGCCAGGGCCAAGGGGGCCAUGAAGGAUAUCGGGAUCGCCAAGUUCACGGUUCCGACGAUGGCGCUCAAGGUGCUCGACCGGGCGAUGCAAGCGUUUGGCGCCGAGGGUAUCUGUCAAGAUCAACCUUUGGCUCAGAUGUUUGCCGGAUUGAGAACCCUGCGUUAUGCCGAUGGUCCCGACGAGGUACACAUGCUGCAGAUCGGGAGAGCCGAGUUGAAACGCGUGCCUAUGCUCGCCGAACGCAGCAAGCGGAUCAGGGACAAGCAAGAAGCGUUGGAAGGCAAGGGCAAAGUUCAGGCCAAGUUGUAGGCGACGGCACAUGUGUAGUGACGACU